Molecule: messenger RNA, 1932 nt
Organism: Thyridium curvatum
Lineage: Eukaryota; Fungi; Ascomycota; Sordariomycetes; Thyridiales; Thyridiaceae
Exons: 1
Coding region: 1-1932 (643 amino acids)
Biological process (GO): DNA-templated transcription
Molecular function (GO): DNA binding; zinc ion binding
Source: RefSeq, a predicted model, not a curated record
AUGGAAGUGCCGCAAGAUGGCGACUUGAUGCCCUGCAUACCGGAGCAGGCGUUGCCCAACAGCGGUGGUGGCCAGCGUAGCUCCAUCACUACCUUGGCUCUGAGUGGCGACCUUUCAAACCCAGAUGAAAGCAUUGCGAGCUCUUCGAAAGACUUUCCUGCUGCCGUAAAUAUCACAAGCCCUCGUCCAAAUAACGGGAUCAGAGCUUCUACGGCCCUCCUGCCCCUGUUUCUAUCGCAUCCAACAGUAUCGGUUCUCAAGUCGAUCAUUGCUCAGCCGGCACUGGAGAUACAGAAUUCCGAUUCUUUUUGGAAAGCUCAAUUGACGAAUCUCCUCCCCACUCAGAACCAGUGCGAUAUGCUCGUGGCUUUCUAUCUGGAGAACAUCAACUGGCUGUAUCAUGCUGUUCAUGUGCCUCUAUUUCGUCGCCAGUAUUAUCGCUUAUGGACGGCACCAGUAGAACAAGUCGACUUGAUUUGGCUCUCGCUGCUCUUUGCAAUGCUCUCUCUUUCGGCCCUUUACGUACCCCCGACAGUGGCUGAAGCUGCCGGCCUCGAACCAGAAGCAAUUCGACGCCUAGCUCACACGUGGCAUGGUGCCAGCCGCCAAGCUUUGUUCAGUGGCGGCUUCGAGUCACGCCCAAGGCUGCUCCAGCUGGCGACCUUUCUCGUUAGCCAGCUCUACUGGCUCUCUACCAAGAACGGCGAGGCGAUGAACUCGUGCCUUGGCCAAGCAGUGCGAAAUGCACAGGCCCUACAGCUGGAUCGCGACAAAGUCGCAUCGCCCCUUGAGACUGAGCUGCGUCGUCGUGCUUGGUGGGAGCUGUGCUGCUGCGAUACAUUCCAGUCCUUAUGCUUUGGCCGCACGCCUCUUAUCUCGGGCGGCGCUAUGUCGCGAGUAUCAUUUCCAGCCAACAUCGACGACGCGGCCCUUCCUGAUGAGACCAAGAUGACCAUCACGCCGCGGCCGGACAACGAGCCCACCGAUAUGAGCGCAAAGAUCGCGCGCGCGGAGGUCUUUCGGAUCUUCCACAAACUCUAUACCGAUGACGGAUCUCAUAUGUCAAGUUGGAGCUAUGUUUCCGGGAUCGAUGCUGAGGUUCAAGCGUGGCUGGGAAGGCUUCCUUGGUUCUUCUGUUCAUCGGCGUGGCAGACGGACACUGGAUACGGGCAUACUUUGUUGUUGCAGAGUGAAACAACUCAGCAGCAUUUUAACACCACGCCGAGGCCGAACAACAUUCGGUGGUCUCACUAUGUCCUUCACUCCUGCGUCUGCAUACAGAGGAUCCGCAUGGCCCGCCCGUUUCUUGGCCUUCAACACGAGUCUCACAUUCGAGACGAGGCCCUGCGCAUUUGUCUACAAGCCUCGCGUUCGAUCCUGGAUGAUUACAAGCAUCUACGAGAGGGUCGACGUUCGAGUCCACGAUUUCACGUGCUAUCUUAUCAGUCAUACAGUGCAGCUGUGCAGUUAGCUGCGUUUCUGCUGGUCGAGCAGACAUUUGAAACAGAGGAGCCAACAAUCCGGGAAGAUAUUGAAAUGGUCAUUAAGGAUCUGGAUGCAUGGGUUGACAGUGGCCCCAUGAUAGCUGACGGACAGCGAGUCUUGAAAAUCAUGCUCCAAAUCUGCGACAUGAGGCAUCUCGGUGGUGCUCAAGGGCAGGCCGGCCCUGUCCCUCACCAGGAAGAGCUCGCGACGGAGAUAGGCCCUGUGUUUGGCGGCGGAGAGAGCACAGCCCGGAAGUAUUUACGGCGCUGUGAUAUCAAUUACUUGCUAAACCAGGACUUCUCUAGCGCAGGCACUUUGGGCGCAGGAACAUCGACAGAUAGCGAGCUGGACAGCUUAUUCGAUUUUGAUGUGCCAUUAGAUAUGCUGAGUGUUGAACAGUGGGACUUCCUACUGCAUGGUACAAGCUUUGUUACAAAUUCAUUCUAA